GCACUGCGAUACGGUGGGGAGGGGCUCUAGCCGUGGAGGCCGGCUACUUUGGAGCGCCCGUGGCGCGGCUGGAGGCGGGGAGUGGGGAGAGGAAGCUGAUAAACAAGGGCGUGUCCCAGGACACUUGGGCAGAGGUGGGUCUGGCAGCCCCAAGCUUCUCCCAGCGGAACUCCUGCUUCAUCGCGCAGGGGUGACCCUGUCACCUGCCCUGAUGCUCCCAGGUGGGGUGAGGUUUUGUGGGACAGACUCUGCUCUGGUUCAAAGAUACCCAGAACGGGACAGGUGACAGAGCGUCUCUCUGCCCGUGAAGGCAAGCAUGGCACGCCUCUCUCCACAGCGAAAUGCCAUGCUAGAGCGGCUGGACCAGGUCGUCUCAGAGCAGGCCGCCCUGGGUGAAGCCUUGGCUUCCCUCUCAGAGCAGCUGCAUAAGCUGGUGAAAUUCUUGGAAGAGAUGGCCGGCUGGGUGGAAGCCCAAGGUUGUGACCACGCAAAGCUGCAUGGUGAAGCAUGCAGCUCUGAUGAGAGAGCUGGCCCUGGGCAGUCUGGAGACAGAGCACCAGGCUGGAGAACAGGGUGUGGGCCCAGAACGUCAGGGUCAUUGGGGUUCCGGCCACUGUGGAAGACACAGACCUGAUCCCUUUCUUGGAAAACCUGGUGCUGGCUUACCUGGGCUCAAAUGCGAAGGAAGCUCCUAUGCAUAUAGAAAGUGCGUAUCAGCUUCCCACAAGGGAAGCAGAUGACAGUGCCGGGGUGGCUAGCACUGGCACUGUGCUAAUGACCCUCUCUAAUUUCUGGUCUCGAGAGCGAAUUCUGCGGGCAGCACGGGCCUGCCGAGCAACCAAAUUCCAAGACCCCAAGGUCUCCUCCUUCCCUGACCUCAGCCCUGCCACACACGCCCGGCAGCAGCCCCUUGUGGUGCUCAAGCAAGCAUUUGUGAAGCAGGGGGCUCAGACCUACGUCCUGUACCCUGCCAAACUAAAGGUCUUGUGCCGGGAGCAAACCUAUGUCUUCAGGGACUGUGCGUCUGCAGCCCACCUGCUGGAUGAGAUCAGACAAGGUAGUCGGUAGUGGGUGCAGAGAGCAAGGCUGAGCCUAAAGUGAAAGGCCCAGGGCCUUCCUGCUGGUGGGCAGUAAAAAUCCUGGGGCACUUCUAGCAAAGCAGUUCAGCAUUAAGUGCUGAGUUACUUGGGGGCAUGCUCAAUAAGGGGGAGUUGUGUUUGCUCUGUCUGUCAUGUGGAUGAGCUGCUCAGGUAAUUGGGAGCCUCAGAUGAUUGAAGUAUGGUGUGUCUAAGACAGCUGCUUUCUCCUUGCCUAAAGCCUCCCCUGCCUUUGAUUCUCCUGGCUACAGGAUUCUUCCUCCUCUGUAUUUGUGUGCUUAGAUUGUCAGCUCUUGGAAGCAAGGACCGUCACUUUGUUCUGUAUUCGUACAACUCCUAGCAUGGUGGGGGCCUCAUCCAUAGGUAGAGGCCCUUGGCCCAACCACAAUACAAAUAAUAAAUGAGUGUUGCUGUGCAUCAUCAAGCAGCUAUUAUGUUUCACCCCAGAAGUGGCUGCAUGUCAGUGGUGGAGGAAGUGAGCUUCCAGUGUCACUUGUGAAGUGCAUUGAGGCCCUCCUGGAUCAAAUGCAUGUCAGUUACCAUCAUGUCAGUUACUUGCAUCUCGAUGACAGGACAGCUUUCAGCUUGAGUCAGGUGAUCUGUCAUACAGGCUAUGCCUGUGGGGAGAACCUGUCCUCAUUCAAAGGUCUCAUUCCCUCUGUGUGUUUGGGCUUCCUUGAAAUGCUGCUGGCCAAACAUCAAAAGCCCUUGAAAGCAAAUAGCGCAGAGUACGUGCCUAGCCUCAGGGCUCCCAUGCAGCUUGCGUGGCUUGCUGUCUGGACAGGCCUUUGAAAAUCUCAUCCCUGAGACUUAGCUGCUGCCCACAGGACACAGGGAAUAAUUGGGGUACCUGGAGGAUGCUGGGCCCCUCAGUGCUGUCUGGGAACAAUAGAGUACAGCAGGUGGGCCCUUCUGACCUAGAGCAAUCACUUGUGGCAUUCUUCUCAUGCCCACCAAAUUAAUUACAGAAAGCAUCUCCCAAGCAGCAAGUUGUUUCUCCUUACAAGCGUGUCUUCACUUGUGAGCCUCCUGCAGAGCCAACUCUGUAUGGGCCCUUCCAUCCCCUCUAUGAUGUGUGCGAGAGAAUUUCCCCCAGUGCAGGGCCUGCCAAGGACUCCAGCACUCAACUCCUUAGGGUGUUGUGUGGGGCCCCUCUACACUGGGGUGCAGUGAAGUGCAUUGCCCUGUUUGUCAAUGGAGGUGUAAUGACUGUGCAGGGAGGGCAUCCCAGCCCAGCAUUCUGUUAAUCUGCUAGCGGUGGCUGUUCUCUCUGGCUGUGCUCUGUUUUAUGAUGUGCUGCAACCCAGGGGUUCAGAUUUAAAACCUUGCUGUAGAAGGGGCUGGAUAGUACAGGAGAUUGAACAAUAGGCUGCGGAGUCUCCAGGGUACCUGCUCAAACCCCGUAUGAGUUGGUGCUUCCUAGCAGGCAGGUUUGUGGAUAACUGGCCCCUGCUUCCUCCCUUAUAGCUGGGUCCUUCACACUGUGGGCUGGGAAGGGGGAAACUUUCAUAGAAUAUUAGGGUUGGAGGGGACUUCAGGAGGUCAUCUAGUCCAACCCCCUGCUCAAAGCAGGACCAAUCCUCAGAUUUUUACCCCAGUUCCCCAAAUGGCCCCCUCAAGGAUUGAACUCACAACCCUGGGUUUAGCAGGCUAAUGCUCAAACCGCUGAGCUAUUCGUCCCCCUGCUACUUUCACUGCUGCAACACCUGUGUUGUGGGUUAAGGGACGCUGCUGUCUAGGGCCAUCUGUCUGAUGCCCUGGCACUAAGCCCCCUGUAAGGAGGAGAAUGCCAUGCCUGUAGGCCAGGGGUAGGCAACCUAUGGCACGUGUGCCGAAGGCAGCACGAGCUGAUUUUCAGAGGCACUCACACUGCCCAGGUCCUGGCCGCCGGUCCAGGGGGCUCUGCAUUUUAAUUUAAUUUUAAAUGAAGCUGCUUAAACAUUUUAAAAAUCUUAUUUACUUUACAUACAACAAUAGUUUAGUUAUAUAUUAUAGACUUAUAGAAAGAGAUCUUCUAAAACAUUAACAUGUAUUACUGGCACACGAAACCUUAAAUUAGAGUGAAUAAAUGAAGACUCGGCACACCACUUCUGAAAAGUUGCUGACCCCUGCUGUAGGAGAACAGGCUGCCCCUGAAGAUGUGCCAGGUGACAUGAGUGCGAAGUUUCCUGAAUAGUAGAACAUGCACCCGGGAGCAGCUCCUUAUAGUACCAGCCAGAACGGCUGACGAUGGCUUUGAUCCGCACCAGACUGGGGCUGCUGGUCCUUGGGGUUCUUGUCACUUUUGUCCUCUACCUGUUGCUCCCUGCCAUCCAGCACGAGAGGUUCACAUCCAGGGCAGGCAGCCACAAGGCCCAGGCCAGGGCUGAGGAGAAGGGCCAGCGAGAUGUCAACGUCACCGUCCUAACGGGGACCAUUGCAGGGAGCCCAUCCAUCUUAUUCAGAGAAGGCUUCCUGCUCCAGAGAGAUGGGACUCCCAGCCCCAAAAGGCUGGAGGUGAUUUUUCUGCAUGGCCAGGCUUUCACUUCCAAGACCUGGGAGGACCUGGGGACACUGACCCUGCUCUCAGAAGAAGGAUAUCGCUCCAUUGCUAUCGAUCUGCCUGGCUACGGCAACUCCCCGCCUUCCGAUGCUGUCUCCACGGAGCAGGGCCGUGUCGCCUUCCUGCAGCAUGUGCUGAAGGAGCUGGGGAUCCAGAGGCCCGUUCUGAUCAGCCCGUCCAUGAGUGGCCGCUAUUCCAUCCCCUUUGUCCUGGUGCACGGGGCGCAGCUGAAGGGCUUUGUGCCCAUCGCACCUGUGGGGACCCAGGACUACACGUCCCAGCAGUACCAGCAGGUCCAGACGCCGACUCUGAUCGUCUAUGGUGAGCGCGACACCGGCCUGGGCGCUCAGUCCCUGCAGAGCCUGCAGCAGCUCCCAAAGCACAAGGCGGUGGCACUGCCUGACGCUGGCCACGCCUGCUACCUGGAGAAGCCUCAUGAGUUCCACGAGGCGCUGCUAGCCUUCCUGGGCGAGCUGCAGUGAACAUGGACCCUCCUGGGGCCGGAGCCUGGCUGCGCUGAGCCUUGGCUGUGUGGCUGGGACGCUGACUUUCUGACCUUGUCGUUAAGGGCUGUGGGACUUGUCCGGGGGUGGGGAGUUCUCACCGUUGCCACUCUCCUGGCUGUCUGAUCCCACGGCGAGUCGGGCUGGAGUGGGUGUGGGAGCCAAGGGCUUGGCAAGGGACUUGUUCGAUGUCGUCAGCCUCUGCAGGGGGAUGUGCCAGAUGCCAGGAUUCUGCCUGCUUAGGGGCAUGAUUCUGCUGUGCGUGUUGGGAGGUAACCAGCCCGCUGCCAGCUUCUGGCUGUACUCUCCUGUUGCACAGUCCUCGUCUUUGUUGCUUUCUCGUCCUCCUGCCUUGCCUCUCUGCAAGGAGCCCUCGCUAGGGCCCCGGACCAUUGCUGCUGGAUGAUGGGCUGACGUGUUUGCCUGAGGGAUGGGACACGGGCCAGGUGACCUUGUGGGGCUUGUUCCAAAGCGUGUUGCUGUAGAGUAGCUGAGCAUCUCGCUUGGCAGGGGCUGGGGUGCAGCAGGGCUUGGUCCCCACCAAUGGCUCCGAUGGGUUAGUGGUUGUGUCUGGUUGUUGUUUGUAGGGGGCGUUAAAUGGGCCCUUUGACCUUGAAGCAAGGGCUGUUUGGCAUGUUACUGGGGGGUGAUUGAUUUAAUUCCUGUGUAGGUACGCUACUCUGACCAGGCCCAGGGGAUGGGUCUCUGUGGAGGAGUCUGUUAUGAGGCCAAUAAACCAUUUGUACAGUG
This is a messenger RNA of Gopherus flavomarginatus (Mexican gopher tortoise), 4892 nucleotides long. It is a transcript of the gene ABHD14A, whose product is annotated as abhydrolase domain containing 14A. The transcript is spliced from 5 exons. Bases 3327 to 4121 code for a protein of 264 amino acids. Gene Ontology annotation, cellular component: cytoplasm. NCBI's taxonomy places the organism in Eukaryota, Metazoa, Chordata, Testudines, Testudinidae. The record is from RefSeq and is a predicted model, not a curated record.